Penicillium bovifimosum is the source of this 1239-nucleotide messenger RNA. Its product is annotated as amphiphysin. Gene Ontology annotation, cellular component: Rvs161p-Rvs167p complex; medial cortex; actin cortical patch. The record is from RefSeq and is a predicted model, not a curated record. Gene Ontology annotation, molecular function: lipid binding; protein binding. Gene Ontology annotation, biological process: actin cortical patch localization; endocytosis; plasma membrane tubulation. The coding region runs from base 1 to 1239 and encodes 412 amino acids. Lineage: Eukaryota; Fungi; Ascomycota; Eurotiomycetes; Eurotiales; Aspergillaceae. The transcript is spliced from 3 exons.
AUGAGUUUCAAAGGCUUCCAGAAGAGCCUGGUGCGUGCGCCACAGCAAUUUAAGGUGAAGUUCAACAUCGGUGAACACUCCAAAGACCCCGUGUAUACCGAUGCCGAACGUCGCUUCAGUGAGCUCGAGAAAGAAACGAAGAAGCUCCAUGACGAGUCCAAGAAAUACUUCGCCGCCAUUAAUGGCAUGUUGAACCACCAAAUCGAAUUCUCCAAAGCGAUCGCUGAGAUCUACAAACCCAUCUCCGGUCGCGCGUCCGACCCCAAUUCCUACCAGGCAGAAGGAAACCAAGAGGGUAUUCAGGCCUGCGAAGAAUAUGAAGUGAUCGUCCGGGAACUGCAAGAGGCACUGGCCCCCGAGUUGGAGCUGAUCAACAGCCGCAUUAUCAGCCCUGCCGACCAACUACUGGAGGUGAUCAAGGUGAUUCGGAAGGUCGCCGUCAAACGUGAUCACAAGAAGCUGGACUUCGACCGCCACAACGCCUCGCUGAAGAAGUUGGAAGAAAAGAAGGACAAAUCGCUCAAGGACGAAAAAGCACUGUACAAAGCCGAGAACGAUGUGGAGCAGUCAACUCAGGAAUUCAAUUACUACAACGAUCUUCUCAAGGAUGAACUACCCAAGCUGUUUGCCCUCGAAGCCGAGUUCAUCCGCCCGCUAUUCCAGUCCUUCUACUAUAUGCAGCUGAACGUCUUCUACACACUUCACGAACGGAUGCAGGGCAUGCAAAUCAGCUAUUUUAAUCUUCAACUCGAUGUGGAAGAGGCCUUUGAAGCGAAGCGGGGCGAUAUCAAGGAACAAGCCGAGGCUCUGAGCAUUGUACACUUCAAGACGCAAGGCGUCCGCCGCUCUGGAUCCAAAUUGCAUCCUCCUGGCAAGGGUGCCGACCUUAAGAGUCCCCUCGGCCGUGGCCGUUCCAGCUCUACCGCCACCGACGACAACCCUCCACCACCUUAUUCCUCGGCCGGUAUUAGCCACAGUCCGACGGGCAGUUUCUCCUCCAUCGCCAAGAGCAAGCCCGCUCCGCCUCCCCCACGGGCGAAGCCAUCCCAUCUCAGUAAGCAGGUCGAGACUGUCACCGCUCUCUAUGACUACGAGGCCCAGGCACAUGGCGACCUGGGUUUCUCUGCUGGCGAUGUCAUCGAGAUAGUCCAGCGUACCGACAAUACCAAUGAAUGGUGGACCGGGCGAAUUGCGGGCCGGGAGGGUCAAUUCCCGGCCAACUAUGUGCAACUGAAUUAG